AUGUUAGUGCACUUCGACACCUUUCCUUGCGCGGAAGUCACUGACGCUAUGCUGGUCGAAGCUGCAAAUAGUGACAACUAUGGGAUUUGGGGACCAGGAUCCUACAGCCCUGGAAUGCCAAUGAAACUCAAUGCACGAAGUCUUCAAGAAUGGUACCUUCCCGAGUCUUCGAACAGCCUGUAG
Molecule: messenger RNA, 183 nt
Organism: Aspergillus glaucus CBS 516.65
Lineage: Eukaryota; Fungi; Ascomycota; Eurotiomycetes; Eurotiales; Aspergillaceae
Exons: 2
Coding region: 1-183 (60 amino acids)
Source: RefSeq, a predicted model, not a curated record